GUCUGUCCGCCAUGUUUUCUUGCUAGCGCUCGUUGAGCGGUUGGUAGCAUAACAGGAGGGCAGGAAAAGGUCACUUCACAUUUUAAAGACUGGUAAUAAUUACGGAAAUUCUUAUGAUUAAUUACAAACAGAUAAUAAAUAUCUGACAAAGUUACAGUUCAUAUAGUGAACCCCAGACAGAAUCGAUGAAUUGACAGAAUCGACAUGAAUGCCCGAACAGGUACUGUUGCUUCAUGACUGUAAAUACAUGUGGAAACGCCUGAUUUCUUACUAACUGUCAAGAGAAGACAAUCGGUUCUAUGAGCCGAAUGAAAAAGGGCUCAGUUUUAUUCAUAAACAGAGUUCUGCUGAGUGAUCCGUUUUCACCUGCGAUGAUAAUCGAAGCAGAAAUACACAAUCAAGGCCGCCGAAAGAUGGUGGUGGGGCUGGGUAAUCCGGGGAUGGAGGGUACCAGACACAGCGUUGGUAUGACAGUACUUGGUGCUUUCGCUGCCCGGCUCGGUGUGGCAGACCGCUGGCGUGGCGACAAGUACGUGUCCGGUGAGGUCAUUUUGUCAGAAGUCCAGCAAAUGAAUGUGGUGCUGCUUCGUCCCCGGCUGCUGAUGAAUGUCAAUGGAGUAUCAGUGGCCAAAGCAGCUGCCAAAUAUGGCGUCAAGGCUGAAGAUAUCCUGCUGGUCCACGAUGAACUGGACAAACCUCUGGGGAAAAUCGCCAUCAAACAUGGAGGAAGUGCCAGAGGUCAUAAUGGAGUCCGCUCCUGUGUGGACUGUCUUCAGACUGAUGUGAUGCCUAGACUGCGGAUCGGGAUUGGCCGGCCGACAGGGAAAACGUCUGUGGACCGUCAUGUUCUGGGCAGAUUCACCACAGAGGAACAGAAACUCCUGGAUUCUGUUUUGGUCCAGAGUGUGGACCUCCUCCUUUCCCAGCUUUCCCAGCAGGACUCACAACAGGACUCCCCGCUCCCCUCCUCACCAGCAGGGGGCAGACAAGCUGCACAGAAGAGAAACGAGAGGGCCCGCUCAGGCUCACCAGCUGAGGACCCUGCAGCAGCUCAGAGCUGAAGCUGAAACCUGAAACCUGAACUCUGUUAUCACACAUAGAACUGCCUCAAAGAGAAAACAUGAACCACUUUAUCUGUAUUUAUUCACUUAAAGGUGAUGUUGUUACAUGAAAAGUCUCAGAGAACAAGAGGAGAACCGAGAAAUCUUGUUGUCUUCAGGUUUGUUCCCUACACGAUGAACCAGUUUUUUUAUUCACUUCGCUGAAAAGCUGGCAGUGAAGCCAGAAGCUUGGCUCAGUCUGUGGCAGAGGACAGUCUGUCUGUGAGAUAUGAAAAUAAAUCGUUAUUAAACGAAAUAAAUUUGAUUAUCUGAUUUUCAUGCA
Molecule: messenger RNA, 1383 nt
Organism: Pundamilia nyererei
Lineage: Eukaryota; Metazoa; Chordata; Actinopteri; Cichliformes; Cichlidae
Gene: ptrh1
Product: peptidyl-tRNA hydrolase 1 homolog
Exons: 6
Coding region: 300-1061 (253 amino acids)
Molecular function (GO): peptidyl-tRNA hydrolase activity
Source: RefSeq, a predicted model, not a curated record